AUGGAGUUUUUCAACAAAUCAAAAGCGAUUAAGCUUCGAAGCCACUUAGAUAAGUACCUAAUAGUCGACGACGACAAAAUCAGCAAAAUCAAAAUCCGUCAAAGCCGAAAUGGAACCGUUAGAAGAGCUCAAUGGACGGUAGAACAAGUCGAAAAUCGUCGCAACGUGAUACGGUUAAAGAGCUAUAACGGAAAAUACUUAACGGCAACAGAAAUACCGCUUCUGUUAGGCGUGACGGGAAAGACGGUUAUAGUAACGGAGUUAGAAGAAGGUUUAGUAGAUGGAAGAAACGAGUGGGAACCGAUAAGGGAUGGGUUUCAAAUAAAGUUGAGGAGUUGGUGUGGGAAGUGGUUGAAGGGAAACGGCGGAGCGCCGCCGUGGAGGAACAGUGUGACGACGGAUGAUUGGUUUGGUUCUGGGAAGCAGGAUUCAGUUCUGUGGGAUGUUGAAGCGGUGGUGGAAGAGAAUAUGAGUGAAUUGGUUUUUGAGAGAUUGUUAUCGUCUUUUGCUUCUGAUGAUGUUACUUUUGAUUCCGAUACGGAGUCUCCGGUGUCGGUUAUCUCCAUUUCGUCGCCGCCGGCAAGAGAGAAUUUUCAGAAAAAUAUGCAAACAACAAAACCCAACAAGCUCCGAACUGGAAUGGACUUCUUUCACAGGGCAAAAGCAGUCCGUCUCAAAAGCCACCACGACAAAUACCUAUUAGCAGAAGAAGACGAAGAGUCCGUCACACAACACAGAAACGGUUCCUCAAAUAACGCUAAAUGGACAGUCGAGUAUGUCCCAGAUUACGACAACGUUAUUCGUCUCAAAAGCUGUUACGGUAAAUAUCUCACAGCUUCCGACCACCCUUUCCUCCUCGGCAUGACGGGUCGGAAAGUUCUUCAAACACUUCCGCAAACAGUUGAUUCUUCUGUUGAAUGGGAACCCAUUAGAGACGGUGUUCGUGUGAAGCUGAAGACGCGGUACGGGAAUUUUCUUAGAGGGAAUGGUGGGUUGCCUCCGUGGAGGAAUACUGUGACGCAUGAUAUUCCUCAUAGAACUGUUACUCAGGACUGGAUUUUGUGGGAUGUUGAUAUUGUUGAGAUUAAUGUUAGUAAACAUGGUUCGGAUCUACCUACCGAAACCAACAACACGCCUUCACCUGCUGUUAUUGUGCCUACUGUUUCUGCAAGCUUUUCUAGGCAACAGUCUAGUGAAUCGAGUGUUGGUGUUUCUCCGAAGACGAAAGAGGGUAGAGUUAUAUACUACCAUGUUGCUGAAGAUGAUAGAGAGGUGAGUGAUGAAGGUGGGCAAGGAUAUUCUUUGGUUUUCAAAGGGAAUGGAGUUGAGGAAUUGAGGAAGAAGUUUGAGGAAGAGACAGGGUUAGAGGGAAUCAUUGUGUGUAAUAAGAGUCCUUUGAAUGGAAAACUUUAUCCUCUUCACUUGCAGCUUCCUCCAAACAAUGUAACUAUGCAUGUUGUUUUGGUUCUUCCCUUCUCAAAAGUGGCAACAGAGUUGGAGGCACAAGGUUUACUUUGA
This is a messenger RNA of Vicia faba (fava bean), 1518 nucleotides long. The record is from the annotation of a GenBank genome assembly. NCBI's taxonomy places the organism in Eukaryota, Viridiplantae, Streptophyta, Magnoliopsida, Fabales, Fabaceae.